This is a messenger RNA of Oryzias latipes (Japanese medaka), 2759 nucleotides long. It is a transcript of the gene exo1, whose product is annotated as exonuclease 1. Gene Ontology annotation, molecular function: 5'-flap endonuclease activity; DNA binding; 5'-3' DNA exonuclease activity. NCBI's taxonomy places the organism in Eukaryota, Metazoa, Chordata, Actinopteri, Beloniformes, Adrianichthyidae. The record is from RefSeq and is a predicted model, not a curated record. Gene Ontology annotation, biological process: DNA recombination; mismatch repair. Gene Ontology annotation, cellular component: nucleus.
UGAGCCAUUACCGUUGAAGCCAACGUUUGUUUGUGAUCGAGCCGGAGAACAUAAAAUUGUCCUACCUAAAUAAUUCUUGCUUGUUUGUCCGUCGUUCGUCGUGUCGUCAAAAAGUCAUUCUCCUCGAAAAUUGUGUGCGAAUCUAUUUUAUCCGACAUAAGGUUAUACUUCGGCAAAACAAACCAAAGUUGGGUUGCUUUUUAAUCGUUUGUAAGAAAGUUUGACAUUAAAACAAAGAUGAGUUUUGUCUUUGACCUGGCUGGACGUAUUUUGACUACUCACUAAAAGUUAAGAAACCAGACCCGAUCCUGUUGGGAGUGGCGGAGCUCGGCUGUUGAAAAUGGGAAUCACUGGCCUGCUGCAGUUCAUCAAGGAUGCAGCAGAACCCAUCAACGUGAAGAAGUACAAGGGCCAGACGGUGGCUGUGGACACUUACUGCUGGCUGCACAAAGGAGCCUUUUCCUGCGCCGAGAAGCUUGCCAAAGGAGAGCCGACGGACCAGUAUGUGUGGUACUGCUUGAAGUUUGUGGACAUGCUGCUGAACUUCAGCAUCAAACCAAUCCUGGUGUUUGACGGGCGCAAUCUGCCGUCCAAACAGGAAGUGGAAAAGGCUCGACGAGAGCGGCGGGAAGCCAAUCUCCAGAAAGGCAGACGGCUGCUGCGGGAAGGGAAGCUGUCAGAGGCCAGAGACUGCUUCACCCGCUGUGUGAACAUCACACCCGCCAUGGCACACAACCUGAUCAAGGCUGCCAGGGCGAGGGGGGUGGACUGCCUGGUGGCCCCGUACGAAGCGGACGCUCAGCUGGCGUACCUCACCAAGUCUGGAUUGGCUCAGGCGGUCAUCACUGAGGACUCUGACCUGCUGGCGUUUGGCUGCAAGACGGUGAUCCUGAAAAUGGACAAGCAGGGCAAUGGUUUGGAGAUAGAUCAAGGUAACUUGGGUCGCUGCCGCUCCCUGGGAAACAUUUUCACAGAGGAGAAGUUCAGGUACAUGUGCAUCCUCUCCGGCUGCGACUACCUUCCCUCGCUGCACGGCAUCGGCCUGGGAAAGGCCUGCAAGCUGCUGCGGCUCGCCAAAGACCCGGACAUCCUGAAGGUGAUUAAGAAGAUGGGUCAGUACCUGAAGAUGAAUCUAGUGGUGCCUGAAGAGUACGUCGAGGGCUUCAUCAGGGCAAACAACACCUUUCUUCAUCAGCUGGUGUUCGAUCCCGUCCAGAGGAAGGUGAUUCCCCUCAACCCGUACCCGGAGCACACUGACCCCGCCUCCCUCAGCUACGCCGGCCUGAAUCCGGGAGAUGACAGAGGCUUGGAGAUGGCCCUGGGGAAUCUUGAUUUCAACACAAUGGAGCGGAUAGAUGACUUCAGUCCAGAUAAUCCACAGCAGGGGAAACAUCGCACCAACAGCUGGAAGGGCUCGCCAGCCUCCAGCGGGGGCAGCAUCUGGAGCAGAGGCUUCACUCCAGCACCCCCACCCCAAGCUGCAGCCUCCCCACACAGGCCUCCGCCCACCAGGGGGCAGGAGCGGGUCAUCAGCGUGGACAGGCUGCUGCAGGUGAAGAGGCCCAGAGAGGACUGCGAUGUUCCUGACCAGGAGGUGCUGGAGCAAUACUCCACAUCUGUGCUGAAGAGGUCCAAGUCAGAGACACCGGACCGGCCCGUGGUCGGCGGCAAGCCCCGGACACAGAACCGCUUUGCCACACUGCUGCAGAGGAGGAACCGGGAUGAAGAGGAGGAUGACAGCCAGGCCACCUUCAGCAGGUUCUUCAGCAGCUCCAGAUCAGCAGGAGGUCCCAGCAUGGAGGAGCCCCCCAGAGAAGCACAACCAGCAGCUGCAGGUCCACCUGGGGACAAAUCCUCGCUCAGCAUCCAGACUCAGGACAGCGACGGUCCUGAUUGGCCGUCUGUGGAAACCCCCAGCCCCUCUCAGUCUCCCACUAGCAGCCCCCCCAGUUCAGCCAAACAGGGGCUCCAGCUCUUCCAGUGGUCAGGUGGAUCUUCAUCGCUGGAAACAGCCAGAGCAUCAAAGUCUGCCUCAGGUCUGGCAGCUCUGCAGCAGUUCCACUACAAGAGGGAGACUUUCUCCUCCUUACAGACUGGUGGGCUCCCAAGAGACUCGCCCUCCCCCGACAAAAAGUCUGAGGACAGCCAGUUGGACUCCUCGCCCUCCCAGGACAGCGCCUACUUUUCCCAGUCUCAGCCCCAGCUGACUCCCUGCGACAGAGAGGAAGCCCCCGCCUUUGAUGCUGCAUCGGAAAUCCCUUCAAGCCCUGUAAAAGCGGAAAGUCCGGCCCCCCAAACGGAGCCAAAACCGAGCAUGCUGGGAUCAAAGGUUUCCGGACUGUCCAAGCUGAACUCCAGCGGUCAGCUCCAAGCGACGAAGACUCGAGCGCUGGGCCCCGCCAGAGCCAGCGGGCUCAGGAAGAAGCCUUCAGCUUCUGGGAAGAAGGACUCCCCCCCAAAUAACGAGAACAGCCCGGGGGUCCAGGCCACCAUCAGCGGCCUCUGGAAGAACUUCAGCUUCAAAAAAGACGCCCAGAGGUUGAGUCCCUGCAGGAAAGGAAAACCAAUGUCUCCAGUCAAAGACAAUGUGGUGGCCAGCUGACCUGAGCUUGAUCUGCAGCUCUGAGCAUGCUCAGAACCAUCCUGUGCUGCUCCUCUAGACCCAGAGAAGCAGCAAAUCUUUUAAACAUACCGUGUAUGUUGAUGAUUUCUCACUUCUUAUUGCGAAUUCUUCAAUAAAAUAACAUUUUUGUAGCUUG